Amaranthus tricolor (Joseph's coat) is the source of this 1566-nucleotide messenger RNA. Its product is annotated as 3-ketoacyl-CoA synthase 7-like. The record is from RefSeq and is a predicted model, not a curated record. The coding region runs from base 81 to 1460 and encodes 459 amino acids. The transcript is spliced from 2 exons. Lineage: Eukaryota; Viridiplantae; Streptophyta; Magnoliopsida; Caryophyllales; Amaranthaceae. Gene Ontology annotation, molecular function: acyltransferase activity, transferring groups other than amino-acyl groups. Gene Ontology annotation, cellular component: membrane. Gene Ontology annotation, biological process: fatty acid biosynthetic process.
AUAACCCUAGCUCUAAUACUAUAAAUUAUUAACAUACCAAACACUUUUUAUUGCAAUAUCUAAAAUUAAUCCAUACAAAAAUGGAUGCACUUCUACAAUUGGAUCACUAUAAUUUCUCUUGGAUCAUAGAAAUAAUCCUAAAUUCAUCAUCCCACAUAAAAUUCAUCCUUACUAUUACCCUUAUCAUUUCCUUUAUCUCCCUUACACGAAAACGAACUCACAUAUACCUCAUUGAUUUUGCGUGCUUCCAACCACCCGCCUUCCAUCGGAUUUCCAUAGGUGCAUUCAUAGAACACUCGUUCCUACGAGGAAAACACACGAAAACAUCCGACACACACGAGUUCGAAAAGAAAGUAACGCUAAGAUCAGGAAUGGGAAAUGAGACAUAUGCCCCUGUUGGAAUGGAUUUCAUUCCUUCUGAGGGGUGUUUAAAACGAGCUACCGAUGAAGGGCAACUUGUUUUAUUCACAAUUGUUGAAAAUCUCUUAACAAAACAUAAGAUCAAUCCAAAAAAUAUUGAUAUUUUAGUGACUAAUUGUGGGAUUAAUUGUCCAAUUCCUUCAGUAGCUUCUGUUGUAAUUAAUAGAUUUGGACUUAGGAGUAAUGUGAGAAGUUAUCAUUUAUCAGGAAUGGGGUGUAGUGCUGGGAUUUUAGCUAUUAGUUUGGCAAAAGAUUUGCUUAAUGUUCAUAAGAAUUGUUUAGCAUUAGUGCUUAGUAGUGAGAUAAUUUGUUCUAAUGUUUAUCAUGGGAAGCAAAAGUCUAUGCUUCUUGCUAAUUGUUUAUUUAGGAUGGGUGGUGCUGGUGUUUUGCUCUCUAAUAGGAAAGUUGAUAGAAAUGCGGCUAAGUAUGAGCUUCAACAUAUUGUUCGAACCCAUCUUGGUGCCCAAGAUGAUGCUUAUGGAUGUGUGUACCAAAAAGCUGAUGAGGAAGGCAAUGAAGGGAUUAGUCUCUCCAGGUCAAUAGUUCAUGUAGCAGGAAAAGCAUUGGAAAGCAACCUAACAACCCUUGGGCCUUUAGUGUUACCUUACUCAGAACAAUUCCGAUUCGGCAUUCAUUUCUUGAAGAACAAGUUAACUAAGAUCAAAUUAAGUCCCUUUGUCCCAAAAUUUAAAAAGGCAUUUGAUCAUUUUUGCAUCCAUGCAGGAGGGAAAGCGGUGAUCGAAUCGAUAAAAAAGAGUUUGAGUUUAAGUGAUAGAGAUGUAGAAGCAUCUAAGAUGACACUAUAUAGGUAUGGUAACACUUCAUCAUCCUCAACUUGGUAUUCUUUAUGCUAUCUUGAAGCUAAAGGGAGAAUUAAGAAGGGUGAUAAGGUUUUUCAAUUGUGUUUUGGGAGUGGAUUUAAAUGUAAUAGUGCUGUUUGGAAGUGUAUUUCUAAGAAUGUUAGUAAGGAUGUUUCUAAUGCAUGGUCUGAUAGGAUAAAUAGGUAUCCUGUUGAUGUGCCUGAAGUUAUUGAACAUUGAACAUAAAUGUAAGAGAAGAUGCUUGUUUGGAGUAGUUUUGUUAUGUAUAGAUAGUGUUGUAACAAAUCUAAACGCUAUUAACAUGAACACAAGUGAUGAACUUGAU